Cricetulus griseus (Chinese hamster) is the source of this 1707-nucleotide messenger RNA. Lineage: Eukaryota; Metazoa; Chordata; Mammalia; Rodentia; Cricetidae. The record is from RefSeq and is a predicted model, not a curated record.
CUCUUCUGGGUGGGGGUGCAGCUCAGUGGUAAAGCACCUAGCAUUUGCUGGAGGCAGGCAUGGCCAAGCAGUACGACUCAGUGGAAUGCCCGUUUUGCGAUGAGGUCACCAAAUACGAAAAACUUGCCAAGAUCGGCCAAGGCACAUUCGGGGAAGUGUUUAAAGCCAAGCACCGUCAGACGGGCCAGAAGGUGGCUCUGAAGAAAGUGUUGAUGGAGAAUGAGAAGGAGGGGUUCCCUAUUACAGCCUUGCGGGAAAUCAAGAUUCUACAGCUCCUGAAACACGAGAAUGUGGUCAACCUAAUUGAGAUUUGUCGAACCAAAGCUUCCCCCUAUAACCGUUGCAAGGGCAGUAUCUAUCUGGUGUUUGACUUCUGUGAGCAUGACCUUGCUGGGCUGCUGAGCAACGUCUUAGUAAAGUUCACGCUGUCUGAGAUCAAGAGGGUGAUGCAGAUGCUGCUGAACGGCCUCUACUACAUCCACAGGAACAAGAUCCUGCACAGGGACAUGAAGGCGGCCAACGUGCUCAUCACCCGGGAUGGGGUCUUGAAGCUGGCAGAUUUUGGGCUGGCCCGUGCCUUCAGCCUAGCCAAGAACAGCCAGCCCAACCGCUAUACCAACCGAGUGGUGACAUUGUGGUACCGGCCCCCAGAGCUGUUGCUCGGAGAGCGGGACUACGGCCCACCCAUUGACCUGUGGGGUGCUGGGUGCAUCAUGGCAGAGAUGUGGACUCGCAGCCCUAUCAUGCAGGGCAACACGGAGCAGCACCAGCUUGCCCUCAUCAGCCAGCUCUGUGGCUCCAUCACCCCAGAGGUGUGGCCAAACGUAGACAAGUAUGAGCUGUUUGAAAAGCUAGAACUGGUCAAAGGCCAAAAGCGGAAGGUGAAGGACCGGCUGAAGGCCUAUGUACGUGACCCCUAUGCUCUGGACCUCAUUGACAAGCUGCUGGUGCUGGACCCUGCACAACGAAUUGACAGUGACGACGCCCUCAACCAUGACUUCUUCUGGUCAGACCCCAUGCCCUCAGACCUAAAGGGCAUGCUGUCUACCCACUUGACGUCUAUGUUUGAGUAUCUAGCACCACCACGACGAAAGGGUAGCCAGAUCACCCAGCAGUCUACCAACCAGAGCCGAAAUCCAGCCACUACCAACCAGACAGAAUUUGAGCGUGUCUUCUGAGGCAGGCACUAGGGCUCUUCUUAGGUUGGUGGUAGAUUGCUUCCUCUGCUAUGUGACUUACAUGGGACAUGUGACAUGAUGGGACGUUUGAGAUUUUUCUCCUCCGGUACAUAUUUACUCCCCACCCUGGGUACUGGGAACAGCUGCCUGAGUGGACCUGGAGUGGAGUAUUGGCUGUGAGACCCGGAGGGUGCCAGGGCCAGCCUGCCUGCCUGCCCCUCUCUGGAGGGUCUCAGCUUGGACAGGAAGUGAGGUGGUAAAGGCCUCACCCACUGUGACUUUCUAAGAACUCCUGGCACGAUGGGAGGAGGGCACAGGCCCCUCACCAUUCCCAGCCCUGCCUGGGGAUGAGAAAUUUGAGGGACAGAGGCACCUCAGAAAUGGGCUACUUUUGGCAGACCUCGAGCAUGGGGCUGAUAAGAACUCUUGUUUUCUUCAAAAGGAGAAUUUUAUCGUGUUUGUUCAGUUCAGAGACAUUCCUGAAUGCAGUUUGAUUGGUUAAAAUUAAAAGUUAAAUUUUUUUUCAGUA